CCGAAUUCAGCAUUCAUUUCAGUAGCCUGCCGCCCUUUCCGGCGCUCGGACCGAAGUUUGUUUUAUUAUUUACUGAAUUUAUUUAUUUUUCGCGUUGCCGCCAGCUGGGCCCGGUCUUCUAUCGCGAUUUUCUCACGUUCGCCAACUUGGGGCUUUGUUGAAUGUAAACAAUAUUGAAACAAAUUUUCUUUAGCGGGAGUACAAAAUGCAGUCGGUAAAGACGGCAGAUUUGCCGGAAAAUCCCCGGGAAACAUCAAAUUUUAUUUCGGCAGCAUGCUUCUGGUACACCAUGCCCACUUUUAUUAAGGGUCGGAAGGACACAUUGGAUACCAAGGAUCUGUAUAGAGCCUUAAAGGAACACAAGUCGGAGACCCUGGGCAACAAAUUGUGCGCCUCCUGGGAGCUGGAACUCGAGAAGACCAAAGGAAAACCCAAUCUGUUAAGGGCUCUUUUGCGGGUAUUUGGCUGGUACUUCGCCCUCUUGGGUCUGGUGCUCUUCCUGCUGGAAUUGGGCCUCCGAACGCUGCAACCGAUCUUCCUGCUGAAACUCAUCUCCUACUAUUCACAUGGCUCGGAAUCCAUUGAAGCGGCCUACUACUAUGCUGGUGGAGUCAUCGUGUGCAGUGCCCUCAAUGUCAUCAUCAUGCAUCCCUAUAUGCUGGGCACAAUGCAUGUGGGUCUUAAGAUGCGCGUUGGCUUGUGCAGCAUGAUCUACCGCAAAGCCCUGCGUCUCAGCAAAUCGGCUCUGGGUGACACUACGGCUGGGCAUGUGGUCAACCUUAUGUCCAACGACGUGGGUCGUCUGGAUCUGGCCACCAUUUUCGUGCACUACCUGUGGGUGGGACCGCUGGAGACCCUCUUCAUCACAUACCUUAUGUACCGAGAGAUUGGAAUCGCUGCCGUGUUUGGUGUGGCCUUCAUGCUGCUCUUCAUCCCCCUGCAAGCGUAUCUGGGUAAGAAGACCUCGGUCCUGCGACUUAGAACCGCUCUGCGGACGGACGAGAGGGUGCGGAUGAUGAACGAGAUCAUCUCGGGCAUCCAGGUGAUCAAGAUGUACGCUUGGGAACUGCCCUUCGAGCAUAUGGUGGCCUAUGCCCGCAAGAAGGAGAUCAAUGCCAUCCGGCAUGUGUCCUACAUUCGGGGAAUCCUGCUCUCCUUCAUCAUCUUUCUGACGCGAGUCUCUAUUUUCCUGAGUCUGGUGGGCUAUGUGCUGCUCGGGACGUUCCUCACCCCCGAAGUGGCCUUCUUGAUUACGGCCUAUUACAACAUUUUGCGCACCACGAUGACGGUGUUCUUCCCCCAGGGCAUCUCCCAGAUGGCGGAGACCCUGGUGUCCAUUAAGCGCGUGGAGAAGUACAUGCAAUCCGAUGAGACGGAUGUAUCGGACAAGAGUGUGGAUCUUCCAGAGGAUCCGCCAGGCAGCAAUCAGGCGACUGUCCAUGCAGAUGGCGAUGAGGAUCACGACGAAGCCGAGGAUAAGCUUUUGGGUCCAUCACUCUCCACCAUUAAUGAGAACGCCAAGCUGUCGGAGGCGGGCAUCUCCAUCAGCGGUCUGAUGGCCAAGUGGGACAUCAACUCCCCCGACUACUCACUCAAUGGAGUUAACCUUCGAGUUCAGCCUGGCACAAUGUUGGGCAUUGUUGGACGCACUGGAUCCGGUAAAUCCAGCCUCAUUCAGGCCAUUCUGGGUGAGCUGCCCGCAGAGUCGGGCGAGAUAAAGGUUAAUGGCACCAUGUCGUAUGCCUCCCAGGAGCCGUGGCUCUUUUCCGGCACCGUGCGUCAAAACAUCCUCUUUGGCCAGCCCAUGGAUCGCCGGCGUUACGCCAAGGUGGUGAAGAAAUGUGCCUUGGAGCGGGAUUUCGAGCUGCUUCCCUUCAAGGACAAAACGAUUGUGGGAGAGCGCGGAGCUUCGCUAUCGGGUGGCCAGAAAGCGAGGAUCAGUCUGGCGAGAGCUGUUUACCGGGAGACGGCCAUCUACUUGCUGGACGAUCCACUCAGUGCGGUGGACACCCAUGUGGCCCGGCAUCUCUUCGAGCAAUGCAUGCGUGGCUACCUGCGGGAGCGGAUCGUCAUCUUGGCCACCCAUCAGCUGCAGUUCCUGCAGCACGCCGAUCAGAUUGUGAUCAUGGACAAGGGUUAUGUGAGUGCCGUGGGCACAUACGAAUCGCUGCGAGAGUCUGGACUGGACUUUGCCUCCAUGCUGGCCGAUCCGGAGCGGGAUGAGCAAUCUGAGGAGCGAUCUCGCUCGCGAUCCGGCAGCUACACUCACAGCCAUUCGGACCAGCGACGCAACAGCGAGCAGUCCCUGCUGUCCAUGGCGGAGUCGUGCCUGGAUGCGGAGGCGGAGCAGACCAUUAACCAGGAGCGCCAGGUGGAGGGUCGAAUCGGACUGGGUCUGUACAGCAAGUAUUUCAAGGCGGGCGGUGGAUUCUUCGCCUUCUUCGUCAUGAUGGGCUUCUGUGUGCUCUCGCAAGGAUUGGCCUCGCUGGGCGACUACUUUCUCUCGUAUUGGGUAACCAAAAAGGGCAAAGUGGCUGAUCAGGCGGUGACUAAUGACACAAACCACUCGAAGGAACUGGAGCCCCGCCUUUCCAUAUGGCUGCAGGAACUGGGAUGGUCCGUGGACGCUGAAAUGCUGGACACUUACAUAUUCACGGUGAUCACGGUACUGACCAUUGUGGUGACCGUGGCGCGCUCCUUUCUGUUCUUCAAUCUGGCCAUGAAAGCCUCUAUUAGCCUGCACAACUCCAUGUUUCGAGGCAUCUCCCGAGCGGCCAUGUACUUCUUCAACACGAAUCCAUCUGGCCGCAUCCUGAACCGAUUCUCCAAGGACAUGGGUCAGGUGGACGAGAUACUGCCCGCUGUGAUGAUGGAUGUCAUACAGAUCUUCCUAGCGCUGGCUGGCAUUGUGAUCGUCGUAGCGAUUGUCAAUCCGCUGUUCCUCAUCCCAACCGUAGCGCUGGGCAUCAUUUUCUAUCAACUGCGUACUUUCUACUUGAAGACCUCAAGGGAUAUAAAGCGCAUGGAAGCAAUAACUCGCUCUCCAGUAUACUCGCAUUUGGCCGCCUCGUUAACUGGUCUGUCCACCAUCCGUGCCUUUGGAGCUCAGCGUGUUUUGGAGUCUGAAUUCGACAACUACCAAGACAUGCAUAGCUCCGCAUUUUACAUGUUCAUUAGCACUUCCCGUGCCUUUGGCUAUUGGCUAGACUGUUUCUGUGUGAUUUACAUAGCCAUCAUUACACUCAGCUUCUUCAUCUUUCCUCCGGCCAACGGAGGCGAUGUGGGUCUGGCCAUAACCCAGGCAAUGGGAAUGACCGGCAUGGUGCAGUGGGGCAUGCGACAGUCCGCCGAGCUGGAGAACACAAUGACGGCCGUGGAGCGGGUGGUUGAGUACGAGGACAUUGAGCCAGAAGGAGCCCUAGAGGCGCCGGCUGAUAAGAAGCCACCCAAAUCUUGGCCAGAGAAGGGCAAAAUCGUGUUCGAUGAGCUGAGCCUGCGCUAUACGCCCGAUCCGAAGUCGGAGAAUGUGCUCAAGUCACUCAGCUUUGUCAUCAAGCCAAAGGAAAAGGUGGGCAUCGUGGGACGCACUGGGGCGGGCAAGUCCUCGCUGAUCAACGCCCUCUUCCGGCUGUCCUACAACGACGGAUCCGUGCUUAUAGACAAGAGGGACACGAACGAGAUGGGCUUGCACGACCUGCGGAGCAAGAUCUCGAUCAUCCCCCAGGAACCCGUCCUCUUCUCCGGCACAAUGCGGUACAACUUGGACCCCUUCGACGAGUACAGCGACGAGAAGCUGUGGCGCUCCCUGGAGGAGGUCAAGCUGAAGGAGGUGGUGGCGGAUCUGCCCAGUGGCCUGCAGAGCAAGAUCACCGAGGGCGGCACCAAUUUCAGCGUGGGUCAGCGCCAGUUGGUCUGCCUGGCACGGGCCAUUCUCCGCGAGAAUCGCAUCCUGGUGAUGGACGAGGCCACGGCCAACGUGGAUCCCCAGACGGACGGCCUUAUCCAGACCACGAUUCGCAACAAGUUCAAGGAGUGCACCGUGCUGACGAUAGCCCAUCGCCUGCACACCAUCAUGGACUCCGACAAGGUGCUGGUCAUGGAUGCCGGACGAGCUGUGGAGUUUGGGUCGCCCUAUGAGCUACUCACACUGACGGAUACCAAGGUGUUCCACGGCAUGGUCAAGCAGACGGGUCAUGCCACCUACGAGGGUCUGCUGAAAAUCGCACAAAAGGCAUUUGAAAGCGCCCAGAAUCGCAGUCUUUCCUCAUGAGACUCUGCUAUUAUGUGAACUAUUUCUUGUGAACUAAGCCGAAACUUUAGCUGGGUAUAUUUAGUUUAACUAAUGUACAUUUUAUUUGAAUGUGGUAUUUCGUGUGAAUGUAAAUAUGUUUGUUUCGUGUGCAUGUUGAAUACUUUAUAUAACUCAAAAACUGUAUAAGAAUCCGUUGUCUAAUUUUCUAUUUGUAUUUAUUUAACUUUCACUAAGUGCAAAGAAGUGCCUUUAAAAAUAAAUGAAAUAUUUUCUGUGUUUA
Molecule: messenger RNA, 4532 nt
Organism: Drosophila gunungcola (fruit fly)
Lineage: Eukaryota; Metazoa; Arthropoda; Insecta; Diptera; Drosophilidae
Product: probable multidrug resistance-associated protein lethal(2)03659
Exons: 10
Coding region: 206-4270 (1354 amino acids)
Biological process (GO): transmembrane transport
Cellular component (GO): membrane
Molecular function (GO): ATP hydrolysis activity; ATP binding; ABC-type transporter activity
Source: RefSeq, a predicted model, not a curated record